Messenger RNA from Rhopalosiphum maidis (corn leaf aphid), 695 nucleotides. RefSeq lists its product as uncharacterized. Bases 78 to 695 code for a protein of 205 amino acids. The transcript is spliced from 4 exons. The record is from RefSeq and is a predicted model, not a curated record. NCBI's taxonomy places the organism in Eukaryota, Metazoa, Arthropoda, Insecta, Hemiptera, Aphididae.
UUUCUUGACACCCGUCUAUCGCUCUAGAUAUUUUUAUUUUGUUUUAACGGUUUGUCCUAAUUUUUUCGUACACCACCAUGAAAUCGAUAGUAGUACUAGCAUUAAUUAUAAUUUCAUUGAUGUUCGAUGUGGCUGUGAACUCAAGCCUCGACGAAGAAGUGAAUGAGGUGAUGGAAGUUCCUCCGGGUAUUCAAGGGAAAUGUCCGUCGCAGAGUGGAUACUCGGAGUAUUACCAAGUAACUGUCAUGACAUCGAAUACAUCACUGGUUAGCGGCUGUGCUUAUAUACAAUUCAACAUUGUCAACAGUAAGAGACAAUCGUUUAGCUUGUGGCUCAGCAAAUUACCACGCACCGGGAAACGUUGCCAGGAGCAUAACUAUACAGACAUGGAACAUUACCAUUUUAACUGUCUGUUAAAACCACCUUCGCCGUCAGAUGACGCCCACAAGGGACGUGUGUACGUAAGGCUAUACGGCCCAGCCACCAAAACUCCUGGCAAAGUAAAUGUCAAAUGUGCCAUGUACGAGAAUGUAAAAGGAAAUGCGACGAUGUUUCGAAUGGCGAUAAGUAGUAACGUCAAAUGUGACGGCUUAUCUGAAUUGCUAUUUGACUCAAAACCAGUGAUGCCUGAAUCAAACAACGGGUCAAUUUUGCUGAGAUUAAAUAGAUAUCGUUAUAAUAAGCAUCGCAUAUAA